AUGGUGGCCCCUGGCAGUGCAGGCAGUGGCGAGGGGGGGCCCCGGGGAGCAGAGAAGCUCCGGCAGCGGGAAGAGAGAGAUGCAGGCUCGGCAGAGUCCUACACCAGCCGCCCCUCGGACUCGGACGUGUCGCUGGAGGAGGACCGGGAGGCGCUGCGCAAGGAGGCCGAGCGCCAGGCCAUGGCACAGCUGGAGAAAGCCAAGCCACAGGGCUCGGCAGAGUCCUACACCAGCCGCCCCUCGGACUCGGACGUGUCGCUGGAGGAGGACCGGGAGGCGCUGCGCAAGGAGGCCGAGCGCCAGGCCAUGGCACAGCUGGAGAAAGCCAAGACGAAGCCGGUGGCCUUUGCCGUGAGGACGAACGUCGGCUACAACCCCUCGGCCAGCGACGACAUGCCAGUGCAGGGCAUGGCCAUCUGCUUUGAGCCCAAAGACUUCCUGCACAUCAAGGAGAAGUACAACAACGACUGGUGGAUCGGGCGGCUGGUGAAGGAGGGCUGCGAGGUGGGCUUCAUCCCCAGCCCCGUCAAGCUGGAGAACAUGCGGCUGCUGCAGGAGCAGAAGAUGAGGCAGAACCGCCUGAGCUCGAGCAAAUCGGGGGACAACUCCAGCUCCAGCCUGGGCGACGUGGUGACGGGGACCCGCCGGCCCACCCCCCCCCCAGGUGCCCUGGACAUGCCUAGCUUUGCCUUUGACCCUGAUGAGUUAGAGGAGGAGGAGGCCAUGGAGACCCAGCGCUCCCCUAAGAGUAGCGUGAGCAGUGUCACCACCCCCCCCGCCCACACCAAGCGCAUCCCCUUCUUUAGGAAGGCUGAGCACGUGCCCCCGUACGACGUGGUGCCCUCCAUGAGGCCCAUCAUCCUGGUGGGGCCGUCGCUGAAGGGCUACGAGGUGACGGACAUGAUGCAGAAAGCCCUCUUUGACUUCUUGAAGCACCGAUUUGACGGCAGGAUCUCCAUCACGCGGGUGACGGCCGACAUCUCCUUGGCCAAGCGCUCCGUCCUCAACAACCCCAGCAAGCACACCAUCAUCGAGCGCUCCAGCACGCGCUCCAGCCUGGCCGAGGUGCAGAGCGAGACCGAGCGCAUCUUCGAGCUGGCCCGGACGCUGCAGCUGGUGGCCCUGGACGCCGACACCAUC
Calidris pugnax (ruff) is the source of this 1140-nucleotide messenger RNA. It is a transcript of the gene CACNB1, whose product is annotated as calcium channel, voltage-dependent, beta 1 subunit. Gene Ontology annotation, biological process: neuromuscular junction development; calcium ion transmembrane transport; chemical synaptic transmission. Lineage: Eukaryota; Metazoa; Chordata; Aves; Charadriiformes; Scolopacidae. The transcript has 11 exons. The annotation marks the transcript as partial. The record is from RefSeq and is a predicted model, not a curated record. Gene Ontology annotation, cellular component: voltage-gated calcium channel complex. Gene Ontology annotation, molecular function: protein binding; high voltage-gated calcium channel activity.